Oldenlandia corymbosa var. corymbosa is the source of this 3058-nucleotide messenger RNA. The record is from the annotation of a GenBank genome assembly. Lineage: Eukaryota; Viridiplantae; Streptophyta; Magnoliopsida; Gentianales; Rubiaceae.
AAAAAAGAAAGGAGGUGCAUUCGGAAUGCGAGUCGAUCCGGACCAAAUUAAAGAAAGGAAAAAAAAAAGAAAAAAACCACUAAAGAAAAGAGGAAGCUGAUGAGUUGUGUAUAAAUAUGCUAAGAUGGACAGAACAGAAGCAUCCAAUAUCCAGUCAUUCGUUUUAUCAUCGUUCUAUUAUUUUGAUCGUUCAGUUCAUUUUAUCCCAAAAAAAAAAAAAAACAUUUAGUUGGAGUUUUUAAAAACCAUAUUCAAACCUAAAGGCAAAACUCCUACAGAAAAGGGAAAAGAAGAAGGAAAAAAGAGGAUAAAAUCUCCCACAUCCUUAACUCUAUCCACUUGCCUCGAUUCCCUCAACCCCAAUUCCUCCCUUCGCUUAAAUUCUUUUUCCCCUGAUUUUUUGGAUAAAAUUUUUGGACACCCCCCAAAGGAACAAAAAUAAAAAAAACAGGAAAAAAGUUUUAACGAUGAGGAGCCAAGAUCAACAUUUUCAACCUCAACAGCAAGAUAAUCAGCAGUCUAAGGUGUUUUACGAGCUUUCGGCUAUGAUCCUCAACAUCCUCCGAUCUCCCCCGACGCCUUUUGACUUUCCCGACGACGUCACGUCGGCUUCCGGCGUCUCCGGCGGUCAGUCAUCCGCCGUCGGUGUCGGCGGCAGGAGGCAGCAGGUGGGUCCGAUGGGGGCCAUGGGGAUGGGCCAGAUUACGCCGGCGGGAUUCGCGUCUUUGUUACUCGGGAUUUCUCUGGCGCUGAUGCUGUGUGGAUCGGUUACUUUUUUUAUUGGGUUCAUGUUGAUGCCUUGGGUUGUUGGUUUGGUGAUGGUUUUUUAUUUCGUCGGGUUGGUUUCCAGCUUGUCCGUGCUUGGACGCGCUAUUCUUUGUCACAGCUCUUCUUCUCCUCCUUGUUCUGCCCCUCCUUCUCCCAGAAAGGAUUGUUCUUCUUGGAAAUUCUCAUAGGCGGAACAUAUACACGGCUUGUUUGAGCAAGGGUGAAAUUUGCUUUUUGUUGGCUGCCACAGCUGCUUUCAGCGAUAUAGGAGUUGGAAGCUUCAAGUUGCUCGAUAUUGGUUACCAGACAAUGGUGUACCUUUCAUUGGUCAAAUCGACAUGUUGAUAUGUAUGGCAUCUUUACCUGAUGGAACUGAGUUGUUCUGUUCUGUGCAAUAUAUUGAAAGAAGCAUACAGGGUUUAGUUAUUAUUAAUACCCACCUAAGAAAAAAGAGACCAAAGCAAAAGGGGAAGGGAAGGAAAAUCGAUUUCUGCUGUCAUUUAUUUUGACAACAGGGCAGAGUAUAUUUUUCUGCUAAUGCUUUUUUGUGCUCUGAUUUAUAUAAAAGCAUUAGUACAGUAGCAAUAGUUCAAUCUUGAAUCUUCCCACUGCGUUACGAUUGUGUGUGAAAAACAUAGGCAUGUGAUCUAUCAGUGAAAUUAUUUGUGCCUUCUCCUUGGUGUGAGUAUGAGCAAAUACAAAGUUUCAGAAUUGGGAAUGGUAUUGGAAUGUAAAUUAUAACAUCAAGUAUUCAUUUCUGUCUCCUAAUGUGAAAAAUGGUUUCACAUGACCAAUAACUGAGCAAAUGUGAAGAGUUCCAUCAAUUAGGCGAUUCUCCAAAUGCUCGAGCAAGUUAAUCAGUAGUUUGUUUAAGCAAUUUAGUCUCCGUGACUGACUUUCUACAAAAAUCGUCUAAAUUUUGAUUCUAGCUUGCAAAAUGUGAAAUGAAGAACACGAAUUGCAUUCAUACAAGGCCCUAAACAUCGACAUAUUCCGUGUGGUAUUCAGCCAGAUGCCCACAUCUACAUCAUCAGCACCGCAGUAGUGAUUAUUUUGCCGUCUCUGGCACUUUCUACUCUAUUCGGUGAAUGAAAAUGAAACGCUGGACGUCAUUUGUUUUCUCCACACACUACGAAAGAAUGGGAUUAAUAAUGAUGCAAAUCACGCACUCGAUAGUCCAUACCCGAACGAGCCAUUUGCGCAUAUUGAUUGAUACACGCAUUAAAGGUCAAUUGGGAUGUCAUCAGAUUUUUCUGCGGGGAGAUCAUAAGCGAGAGCGGUGUCAUGAGUGGAUAAAAAAUGGAGUCAAGCUCAGGACAGGGGUGAAAGAUAGAUUCCAAAUUCUAAAGUAGAAAAAGAAUCUAUGAUGGAACGAACGAAGACGGAAAGAGGGCAUUAUAUAACUGUUUGCAAGUGGAGACCAAACUUCAGACCAUCCAAUUUUCACCUACUAAUAACCCAAUCUUUCAGCAUGAGGCAACCAAAAAUUUGAGAUCCAAGCCAAGAAAGCCUUAAAAGAAGCAAACUACUCCUUUUUGUAUAUGUCUUCCAAGUUACAUAGGAAAACAAUCCAACUAGCAUGUGAUUUUCAUUCACCUAGGAAAUAACUCAAACAACAUUAACACCACUUCACAGAAAACUAGCCCGAAAGAUGAAAACACACAGACCCACUUCAAUAUUCAAUCUUCUGGAACUUACAAAGAGAACAACAACAAUAACAAAAGAAACCAGAAAAUUUCAACAUAAAAAUAAACAGGAAACUAACAGAAGAGGGGUGAUGACUUUGAUUAGAUUAGACAAAGUAAAUUUCUAGCCAGUAUAGAUGUGAACCCCAAUAGCAAUGAGGAAGAUGGUAAUGAGGCCGAAGAAGAUGAUGGUGUGGACUAAAAUGGAAAGCCCACUGGUCUGCAUAUUCCCAAACUCCACAACUCUUGAUCUCCCCGGCAGCUGAAACAGCAGUCCUGGACUGAGCAGCACGAACAGCACCACCGCAAUCACCACCGGCCCCCAAUCUGCCAUCUUCAAUUUGGAUCAAACUACCCUUCAAAUUUCGUAACGCUGGCUGGAUUUAGCCCUGUUUAUUAUAUAGUGAGGUUAAAGCAGGGGAAAGAAGUGUAUAUUAGUACAAAAGCUAGGCGCAGGCACCACCGACUCCUUAGGAUUCUUGCCUUCUUGGAAGUGUGAAGAAAGAAACGAAUAUUAAUAGCAAAAAUGAUUUUAGGAGUAUGGGAGGAUGGACAAACGGCUAAACCCACAAGCAUUUAUACAAAGGGUGUUUUGUUAAUGUGUA